AUGUUGUUCGUUCCCGCUGUCUUUCGGAAGUUAAAUCCAUUAACCGUUGAGUCAAAAUGGAAAGUUUUAUCGGUAACGCUCAAAAACUUCAGCUCCAGUAGUGGCUUUUCACCGGAAGAAAUCGAACGAUUCCGGAAAGUAUUCCGCACAAUGCCAUCCUACGAAGAGUCUAUAACUUCCCAGGACCUACCACAAUUUUAUCGCUCAAUUAACUACAUCAAAUCCAUGGAGACUUACCUAAAGCAUGCCGAAUACACCGACAAGAUAUUCGGCGGCCGAAUCACGACCACCCAGCUUAUGACAUAUCUUGCCAAUGAACACGAUUCACGUCUACUGAUGCACGAAUAUUUGAAGACGUUCGAUCGGAACAAUGACGGAUACAUUUCGAAAGACGAAUUUGAGAUGGGCAUUGGAGAUAUUAAAGUUCACGAUCCGAGAUUUAAGCAUGUUUCUUACGAAGAUUUUCUUAAACAGGCGGAUACCAACAAGGACGGUAGAGUCAGUGUGUCCGAGUGUAGAGAUUGGGUCAAUAAGAAUCUUGUGCUACCAUGA
Molecule: messenger RNA, 552 nt
Organism: Bradysia coprophila
Lineage: Eukaryota; Metazoa; Arthropoda; Insecta; Diptera; Sciaridae
Molecular function (GO): calcium ion binding
Source: RefSeq, a predicted model, not a curated record